Messenger RNA from Podarcis lilfordi (Lilford's wall lizard), 35217 nucleotides. NCBI's taxonomy places the organism in Eukaryota, Metazoa, Chordata, Lepidosauria, Squamata, Lacertidae. The record is from the annotation of a GenBank genome assembly.
AUAGGCAGCUGAAGCCUCACAUCCUUGCAAAAUAUCAACCAGAGGACUCAAUAAGAAAUGAAUGUGGCCCUCCAGGCAUGUUUAUCUGGCCCUCAGGACUCUCCCCAGGACGCCUUACUGGCCCUGCCCUGAACUCUCAAGUGCUUUUGCCUGGCUGAAAUGUGUCUCUGAGCUGUGAUAAUGCCUUCGCUGGAUGGAAAGAGGGUUGUGUGUGUGUUUGUGGAAUGUGGCAUACUGUGGAACAGUGGUGUAGCGUGGGUUGCCGGUGCCCAGGGCAGGGCAAGUGUUUUGCCCCCUGGUGGACUGGGCAGCUGGGGUAUGGGUGGCUGCUCCAGGGGGUGUAUGCAGAGCCCAAAUGGAGGGUGAACAGAGCCCACCUCCAACAGGCUCCUCACCUGCCCAGACAUGAGGUUCCCCCAGGGCACAGCUUUAGGAAGUGUUACACACUUGAAAUGCAAACGCUGCAAAAUUACCCUUUUAAAAUGGCGACCACAAUCAUUCUUGACUCAGGGUUUUAUUUAUUUCUAGCAUCCAGAGCAGGCUGCAUCGUUUGAUGAUGAUUUUUGUGCGUCUAAUGCAGUAGGCUUUUCCGUGGGAAAGCUAUGCCUUGAUGAAUGUGUGCUACGAGACAUGUCGUCUUUUUCCUUUGCUGCAACAGACCAAGAGCACCACAGCUGCUCCCUUGGAUGUGAAGGAGGAGAUCAAGCAUCGCUGCUACUAUGCUACAGGCUCUGGUGCACUGUGCCUUUAAGAUUAUGUCUGUGUUUCCAGCUUUCUGGUCUUUCCCAGACUCAGGAGUGCCAGAUGCCAUCAAGAGGGGAAAUAAGGGAGUCCAUGUCAAGAUCCGUCAGCUUCUGGUUCUGCUUUGAGAUACCUGGUGGUACCCAACGCUUUCCCCCCAUGUUCUCGAGAUCUGAUUGUUGCUGCUGCCUUUCCAAACCCUGAGUUUUGAAACAUCCAGAAACUCCUGAGAUGUCGUCUGGAGGUGCUUCUUCAGCAAAGUCCUGCAAGAGGUCGAAAACGGUGAAGCGCCAUGCCAGCAUCUACACCUACCAGGAGCCACCCCACAGGUGAGAGAUUGCCUUUGGAUAGGAUAGGCUAGACUAGAAAGGCUAUGGGGAACCAGGUACAAAGAGAGACUGCUGCUGCUCAGGGUUGCUUGCACAAAGCUGCUGCUGAGGUUAGAUUCUAUUCAGUCCUUAUUAAGCACUCUUGUUUAUAGGAUGAAUUUGUCCUGCAUUCAUCCUGAUUUGCUUACAGGGUGUUUAUACAUCUUCAUGUUAUUCAUUCAUCCCACCCUUUUCAGUGCUUUUCCUUGUCACUUUCCAAACUGCAAAAAGUCAGAUUCAUUAUUUUUUUUAAGGGACUUUGCUGCACCUGGGUAACAGCACACUUCAACCCACUUCAGUUGCACAAAGCUAAAUUUCUGGUAUGCACCACAAAACAGUGACAGUCUGGAGGAGCCCUAAGAGAGGGAAUUUAAUUAGGUACUGAUUCUCUCAUGCUUGCCUGACAGGCUUCACCAGCCAAAAAUGCCCCCUUUUAUUCAGUUGUUCCAAGUACAAGAGCAUAGUCCCUUUGGGGAUUUUCUCAUUCUCUCUCUCUCUCUCUCUCUCUCUCUCUCUCUCUCACUCACCCACCCACCCACACACAUCUACUUCAUUGUUCUUAUUAUUAGAAAAUCGUUGCUGUCCCUCCUUCUGUCACUCAGACACCCAAGGAGUCUAACACAUGGUUUAAAAAUGAACACACUCAGAACACUAUUCUGGGUAUAGCACCCGCGCAGUCCAAAUUAACAAUCUAACCCAAGCACUGCUUUUGCAACUGGCCUUUUGUAAUGCCCUGAAAUGAUGCGUGCAGGAACCUGCAUUUUAAAAUCUCCGUUGCCUGCAAGUUUUCAGAUGCUGUUUCUCUGCACUUCCAGUGUUGAAUUCCAACGCCGUGCAUUUCUAUUUCUGAAAGAUCCCAGCUUUAUUGAUAAGAUUUCGGCAGGGUGGCAAGCGAUUAAAUCUCUUUGGUUGUUUAUUUGUUCGGAGACUUGUUUUAUGAAUGUAGGAAAGUGUGGUCUUCUGCAUCUCCUUCGCACACACAUCUUCACAACCACCAUUGCAAAGAGGAAUACUGUCCAUGCAGUUUAUGCCUCUAGAUGCUGUCUGAAUUCAGUAAAUGUAUAUUAUUAUUAUUAUUAUUAUUAUUAUUACUACUACUACUGCUACAACUACUAGUAGUAUUGUUAUAUGGUUCCCCACCUUUUCUCCAAUGAGUUCAAGGCAACUUACAUAGGUCUCCUUCUUCCCAUUCCACCCUCACAACAAGCCUGUGAGGUAGGUUAGGAUGAGAGAUAAUGACUCUGGCUCAAACAUCAUGGCUGAGUGGGGAUUUAAACCCUGGUUUCCCAGGUCCCAACCCAACCCUCUGACCACUACACAACACUGCCCCUCUUAUGUGCAACAGGAAAUUGUUAGCAAUGAGUCUUGGUUUAAAAAGUCAGACACAUGCUACCUACUUCCCUCAGAGUGUAGUCCUGUGUGUAUCAACUCUAACAUAAGGGGAACCCAAAUAAAGCUCAGUGAGGCUUACUCCCAGGUAAGCAUAUAUAGGAUUGCUUUCCUCCUUGUCCCUUUCCCCUUGUGUGUUGUGGAUUCUUUUUAGAUGGCAAGCCUGUGGAUAGGGACUCUCUUGAUUAUAUGUUUGCCCCUCUGGGAAUCUUUUUGGAUGAAGAGUGGGGUACAAAUGCUCUUAAAUAGAUAAAUAUAUAGGAUGGCAGCCUCAGUGGCAGAGGAAUAAUAUUGCUAUUUUAAAACUAAGGUUGCUGUCGCCGUCAUAUGCAUAUUUACUUCGGAGCAAAUCAAAUUGGGGGACCUAUAUCUGGUUAAAUAUGCAGAGGAUCUGGUUGCAGAACCCUUUAUUCGCAGUCCCGGGGAAUUGAUGGCCUUGAGCCAUUUAUUCUAUUGUUAUUUACACAUACACACACUUCUAGAAAGAAGCACUGUGUUAUCAGUGCAGCUCAGAUGGAAGACGAUGCAGAGCUGCAAUUAAAUGUGCAGCAAGCACUUGUAAUGGAAAACGCAGACAUGCCACUUCAGUCCUACGGAGCCAUGUGUUUACAACAGGGCAGUCCAAAAUGCAGGUAGUUCUCGAGGCCUUUUUUCCAGCCCUCGGCAACAUUUGAACUCCCCCUUCACUCCGAAAAACCCCUUGCGCUGCCUUCCCAAAGCCAGGUAAGAGAGUUGCUGGGCUUGAGGAAGGAAGCAUGAGGGCUCUGGCAGCUUCCUGUUAUGUACUGAAGUUCUCACCCUGGGCCAGCAGGGGGAUACUGUAGAUAGUUAUGCAAAUAAGGGAUCGAAAGUGACGUUCAGUGAUUGGAUAGUUUUUGAAAAUUGUUACAGUUAUGUUGUACUGGAGCUCUAUAUAAGCAGCUGGCUGAACCCUUCAGUUCAGUUCUGUUCUGGCCUGUGAAUAAACAAGAGUUGUUUGAAGAAUCGCUGUGUCGUCUGAUAUGUUCACCCACAACUUAACACCUAGAGUCCCCCAUCCUUCUUCCCAGAGCCUAGAGAGCCCUUUCCCAGCUUUGGGAAGAAGGUAGAAGGGCUCUAGGACCCUGGGAGAGCUUUGUGCCUCCUUCCCAAAGCCCGCCACAUCACUUAUCCAGCUUUGGGAAGGCAGCAUGAGGGCAGGGGGCACUCAAAUUUUGGCCUCCCUCCCAACAUGACAAGUACAGCCCGUGGGUUCCAUGUCUUUUUUCCCCAUUUUUUUUUAUUGAUUUUCCAAAAUUUUUGAACAAACAAACAUACAUCUUAACUUUACUUGAUCCAAUCUUGGUAACAUUGUUAAGUGACUUCCUCAAAUCUCCCUGGCUGAAUUUCAGUGUAUAUCAUUGUAAUAGUUUUCCAAAACCAAUUUUCUCAUAAAAUUAACUUAAUCACUUAACAUCGUUCUUUCUUUUCAUUUUGACUUUAAACAUAUUAUUCUCUAACGUCACAUAUUUAAAUCCUAAGCCUAUCUGGUAUUUGCAAGUUUUCCCAAUUAAGUUAUCUUAGCAUAUUUAACUAAAUAGUCUUUGAAUUUCAUCCAUUCCUUCUGGUACUCCUCCUCCUUCUGGUCGCGGACUCUUCCAGUCAGGUUGGCUAGCUCUGAAAAGUCCAUUAUCUUCAUCUGCCAUUCCUCCACUGUUGGGACUUCUGGUGAUUUCCAAUUCUUAGCUAACAAAAUUCUAGCUGCAGUUGUGGCAUACAAAAACAAUCUAACAUCUUUUUUGGGCAAUUCCAAACCUAUUAUUCCAAGAAGAAAGGCCUCUGGUUUCUUAAUAAAUGUAUAUUUCAACAUUUUUUUUCAAUUCAUUAUAAAUCUUCUCCCAGCAGUCUUUCACCUUGGGGCAGGUCCACCAAAUAUGAUAAAAGGUACCCUCCUUUUCUUUACAUUUCCAACAUAGAUUAUCUCUAUUAUGAUAUAUCUUUGCUAGUUUUACAGGGGUUAAGUACCAUCUAUACACCAUUUUCAUAAUAUUUUCCUUUAACACCAUACGUGCAGUGAACUUGACUGUGGGUUCCAUGUCAAAAUACUCUUGCGGCCCACUUGGUAUAAAAAGUUAACCGCCCUGGUCUACAAAUAAAGUGCCUUGGUCAAGCCUUGAAGUCAGAAAGACAGGUAGCCCGGCUUAUCUGGGACAAUUUCGGUUCUCUCGGUUUCUUACUUUAACAAUCUUAAAUUCAGUUCUCCACAUUUCUGCAGCAAUUUGGGAUUUUCUUAAGGAAAAUAAAUCUCCCCAGGAAAUUUUUGUAUCGUUUUGUUGCAGGUUUCUCCCAGUAGGCACAUUUUUAAUACAGUUUUGACUAAUGUGCACAUUUUUGCAAGCAAUAUAAUUCUACUACAAUUUUUUUCAGUUAUUUUCACUUACAUUCCCAUCGCUGUGCACACAUUCUCCUAAUGUACGCCAUUUUUGUCAACACUUGUUGGAAAACUGCAUCACAAAAAAUCCAGGUAACUGUAAUACAGUGGUGCCUCGCAAGACGAAAUUAAUCCGUUCCGCGAGUGUCUUCGUCUAGCGGUUUUUUCGUCUUGCGAAGCAACCCUAUUAGCGGCUUAACGGAUUAGCGCUAUUAGCGGUUUAGCGGCUAUUAAAGGCUUAAAGGCUUAGCGGAUUAGCUGCUAAAAGGCUAUUAAAGGCUUAGCGGCUUAGAUAAAGGGGGGGGGGAGCGAAAAAAAAAUCUCAAGACUCGCAAGACAUUUUCGUCUUGCGAAGCAAGCCCAUAGGGAAAUUCGUCCUGCGAAGCAAAUCAAAAACGGAAAACCCUUUCGUCUAGCGGGUUUUCCGUCUUGCGAGGCAUUCGUCUUGCGGGGCACCACUGUAAAAGAUGGUCGGUUCAUUUAUUCUCUUAUUGUUUUGAAUGUGAAAAUGUGAUAGAUGUGUCUUUAAAUGUGAACUGAGUUGAAUUUCCUCCCUGGGCUAGAUUUCUCUACUUGGGAGUAAGCCCCAUUAAACUGAGCAAUGUCUGAUUAGAGAUGUGUUGAAUUGUGGUGUUGGGGGCUGCGUUUAUCAGUCUGCUGUUUAAAGCACAGAAGCAUUCAGAAAAGGUGGACUAAAUUAAGUACCAGAGUCACAAGGAUUGAAAUAUCCAACCAUCUGUUUGUAUGAUGGGGGUUUCUAGAUAAUCUGCACUGAUGCAACCUGUAUGUUUUACUGAUGCAACCUUUUGCUUUUGGCUGAAAAAUCACUGUGAUGAUAACUCACCGUGCGCUCUCUGUGUGUGUAUGUACAUGCACCAUGGGAUAUCGGCCAUACCUAGCAACUCGGAUGAAGAUAAUGGGGAUGAGAAGGUUGACAGCAGUGACCCAGAACAGAUCUUCCAGAAUAUACAGUUUCAGAAGGAGAUCAUGGCCAACAUCCGUUGCAGACCCUGGCCCAUGAGGCAGAAACUCAGGGCGUUAAGGUAAUGGAAAUUCUCCAACAACAUCAGUCAUUUCUGAAACAUACACCCUUGUGGGUUUUGUGAUCUCAAAUCAUUUACAUUUUCCAAGAAACAAAUCAAUGGCUGCAUCUGCCUAGUGAUAAGCAGUAGGUAAUAUUCUGUAAGUCAACAGUAGAACCAUUAAUCUGCAGGAUUUCAGAGGGUGAUCUUCUUAGGUCUACCUGGAAAUAAUAAAUAAAUAAAUGCAUACAUACACACAUACAUACAUACUAUCUGGCCAGGCCUCCCCAGCCACUCUGGGCAGAUUCCAGCAGGAUAUUAAAAACACAAUAAAACAUCAAACAUUAAAAACUUCCCUAAACAAGGCUGCCUUCAGAUGUCUUCUGAAAGUCAGAUAGUUGUUUAUUUCCUUGAAAUCUGGUGGGAGGGCGUUCCACAGGGCGGGCGCCACUGCCGAGAAGGCUAUGUCAGGGCUCCUUCAGGCACUGUAGUGGUUAAACACCUUCUUCCUUAGUUUUUGUUUUCUUAAAUUUCUUUGUUUAAGAGAAAACAUUGAGUGGAAUUACAGACCCUCCAAGUGUCCCAGUUUUCCAGAGACAGCCCCAGAUUUACAGAAGUCAUCCCGGUUUCUGAUUUGAUCCCAGAAUGUCUCACUUUUUCUUAGGACAUCCCUAGUUUCAUCGGAGAAAUGCUAGAGGUUAUAGAGUUAUGCGACCCCCCCAAACCAAGUAAACCUUUAGAAGACAUCUGAAGGCAGCUCUGCAUAGGGAAGGGUUUUUUUUUUAAUGUUGAAUGUUUUAUUAAGGUUUUUAUAUGUAUUGGAAGCCACCUAGAGUGGCUGGGGCAACGCAGUCAGAUGGGUGGGGUAUAAAUAAUAAAAUUAUUAUUAUUAUUAUUGAAUGGGGCAUCCCUAUUUUCAUCAGAGAAAUGUUGGAGGGUAUGGAUUUAGCAUUGUUGCAAUGCUCCAAUUUCUUUUAAGUGUAGAGAGAGAGGGGAAGGUCCACAAGGCAGGUUGCAUUUUGCAGCAGUAAUUUGCGCUCCUUGGCAAGUUCGUUAGAUGUUAUUUAUGAGAGGGGGACGUCAGGAGCUGGGGAUGUAAUGAGAUUUUGGCCACGCGGAAUGAAUCUCUCGUCUUCCUUGGCAGACAAGCCAAAGAGAUUGUACUGAAGUACGAAGGUCGGCUGACUCGAACGAGAGGCUACCAGGCAGCCGGAGCUGAGGUUGGUCUGCUUUUCAUUACAAGCUCCUGAACUCGCUUUCCAUGAAAGUGAUUGAGGAUUUCCAUUUGCAGAGGGAAAUGUUUCCAAGUCAUCAUUAUUAACUAAAUGAAAAAAAAAGAGGGCAGCAAGUUAGAGGUUGCCGGCAUAUCUGUCUGGCAGAAAUUCUGAAGGGGAAGCUUUCACAGCCUUGCAAUAUAUAUACAGUGGCACCUCAGGUUACAUACACUUCAGGUUACAGACUCCGCUAACCCAGAAAUAGUGCUUCAGGUUAAGAACUUUGCUUUAGGAUGAGAACAGAAAUUGUGCUUCGGCAGCGUGGCGGCAGCAGGAGGCCCCAUUAGCUAAAGUGGUGCUUCAGGUUAAGAACAGUUUCAGGUUAAGAACGGACCUCUGGAACGAAUUAAGUACUUAACCCGAGGUAGCACUGUAUAGGACUAAAUAUAUAUAAAUAUAAAGGACUAGUGGGGCGUGUCUGUCACCGCCCAGGAAUUUUUAGAAGUGUAAUUUCUGACUUUGGACCCAUUGUGCCAAAAAUUGCCCCAAGUCAUGCCCAAGUCACAUGUUGGUUUGCCAUCUUGAUUCAAAAUGGCGGACAGCAACAUGGACAAAAACUGUCUCCCCCACCUCAGGAGCCCUCGUGCCAAGUUUAGUAUCAAUAUUUCAAGAGGCAGCCGAGCCGUUUGAGAACCAUUUUCCCAAAUAUUGUUACAGAUUUGGGAGGGAUCCCUCAAACCCUAUAAAUUAAUACAGUGGUACCUCGGGUUACAUACGCUUCAGGUCACAUACGCUUCAGAUCAUCCAUGAAUCUGCCCAACCCUAUUUGAAAGCCACCGCUGCCUCUUGUGGCAGCGAGUUCCACAGAUUUAACUGUGCUCUGGGUGAAUUGCUCUCUCUUUAUCUUUUAGCAUUCAGCUGUGUCUUAUGUCCAAUACACUGGUACCUCGGGUUACAGACGCUUCAGGUUACAGACCCUUCAGGUUACAGACUAACCCAGAAAUAGUACCUCGGGUUAAGAACUUUGCUUAAGAACUUUAAGAACUUUGAGAACAGAAAUUGUGCUCCGGCAGUGCGGCAGCAGCGGGAUUAGCUAAAGUGGUGCUUCAGGUUAAGAACAGUUUCGGGUUAAGAACGGACCUCCAGAACGAAUUAAGUACUUAACCCGAGGUACCACUGUAAAUGGUAGUGUUUACCCCUUAACCUUUUCUUCUCCUGAAGAUAUCCCGCAAGGCAGUGGAGGUUUAGGACCAGAGUUUUCCUUCUCCUAGAUGGGCUACCUUCCCAGGUUGACAAGCCCCAUCUACCCCACAGUUCCCUCUCCGGAAUGUGCAGAAACCGCCUUCUUGACUGUUCCACCCACUAAUGGUCAUGUUCACUCAAUCCACCAGAGCUUGUUCUCACAUACAGAGGAAGUCGCUGACUCACCAAGGGUUUGAGACCCAUCAGCUACCGUCACCUGGUUUAGCCAACCAAUCAAAGCUGUUCCUGGAGUGUGGCUGCUGUCACAUGCUGACAGCUUCUAGGAGCCACAGACGGGAGCUGAGUGCAGGAUGGGGCCCAAAGGUGGACAAACCACCCUAGAAGAAGCACAUGUCCCUCACCAGAGGUACUUACUGAAGUGUAGGUGGGUUUCCAUGAGGCAAGACAGUGAUAACAGCAAGAACCUUUAUUGAACCACAUAACUGGGAAACAGGGGCAAAGCAACUGCUUAUAUACAAUCCUGAAAUCCUGGGCCACUCCCACUCCCAAUGUGAUUGGCUGUCUAAACUUCCAAGCUGCGAAUCACGGCUCAGAGUUCAAGGGCCAAUGGCAGAGGCCCAAAUCCUGAAAUGUUCUGUGAUUGGACAUCAUGUAUCGAAUCAGAACACAGGAGCUCGGAAUCCUUAGUCCAGACUCAAGCUCAGGCAAACACAGACCACUGAAUACAUAACACUAACCCUCCCCUAACACCCCAUACACCCCAUGGAAGUUGUAGGCUAGCCACAUCUGGAGGCUGGCAGAUGCCCCUUUGCUGCUUUACAAUAUAUUGCCUUUAUCUGUGCCAUUGAUGUGGUUUUCUGAUUGAUUGAGAAGGUCUGUGCCAUCUGUUAAUUUUUUGUUUAAUUAAAAUACUUCCACUUACAGCAAUAAAGCCUUGGAAGACCCGUGAAAUUAAUUAGCUUUGACCACGGCAUUGAUUAUUCAUGAGUUAACAAAAAUCUGGCUCGAAAGAAAUUGACUGUGCAUGAGCAACUAGCGACCAGAGAAGGCGGCCUCUUGAGAUUGACUAAUGGGCUGAACCAUCAUAGGCAGGACAAUGUUAUUGCUUUCUCAAUACCAUGGAGCAAAAGGGUCAAAUGAGAAAUUUUGCCCAAAGCGCAGUUCAGCAUGAAAUGGAGAGUUACUCCAUGAGCAAAAUGUCUGAGGAAUUUUAAAAGAAAUACAGUGGUACCUCAGGUUAAGAACUUAAUUCGUUCUGGAGGUCUGUUCUUAACCUGAAACUGUUCUUUACCUGAAGCACCACUUUGGCUAAUGGGGCCUCCUGCUGCCGCUGCGCCACCGGAGUACGAUUUCUGUUCUCAUCCUGAAGCAAAGUUCUUAACCCAAGGUAAUAUUUCUGGGUUAGCGGAGUCUGUAACCUGAAGCAUAUGUAACCUGAGGUACCACUGUACAUGUUAUCAAAUGUCAGAGAACUUUCUCCUCUGGGCCAGGUUUGAGGGGGACACUGGGAGUGCCCCACGUCAUUGUAGUCAGAUGUUUGUAUUUUGUUUUGCCAAAAAGUGUGGCCAAAGUGGCUUGCAACAAAUGAUAUGAACACAAAAGUUGUUGUUGUUGUUGUUGUUAAUACCCCAUCUAUCUGGAUGGGUUUCCCCAGCCACACUGGGCAGCACCUAGCAGAAUAAUAAGAAUAAGAAUAAUAAUAAUGCAAUAAAACAUCAAACAUUAAAAACUAAUAGAGAAGACUUGGUUGUGGCUGGGGAAACCCAGCCAGAUGGGUGGGGUAUAAAUAGUACAACAACUACUACUACUACUACUACUACUACUACUACUACUACUUUAAUAAUUAUUAUUUUUAUUAAACCACUCUGGGAAUUGUAGUUCUGUGAGAGAAAUGGGGGGUGGUCCUCUUAACAAUUUUCCAAGCCCUUAACAAACUACACUUCCCAGGAUUCCUUGGGGAAAGCCGUGACUGUUUAAGGUGGUAUGAUACUGCAUUGAAUGUACAGUGCAGAUGGGACCUAAAUGCUGAGAACGAUCCCUUGUGUCAGCAGAGUGUAUUCCUUUCAUGUGAACUAAAGCUGUUUCUAAUAUGUCUGUGUUUUUCCUAGCUGUGGCGAAAAUUUAUUCGGCUUGCAUAUAACUUUGUGGUCAUCUUUAUUCCCUGGGAAAUGAGAAUCAAGAAAAUAGAAAGUAAGUAUGGAGGGAGGCUAAUUAACUAAGAUGUUGCCUGUCAUGGCAAAGUGCUGGGAAUAAGGCUUUCACUUUGGCUUAUUGAAAAUAUUAUAUAAUAUUAUAUUAUAUUAUAGAUAGAUGAUGAUAGAUAGAUAGAUAGAUAGAUAGAUAGAUAGAUAGAUGAUAGAUAGAUAGAUACAUAGAUAGAUAGAUGAUAGAUGAUAGAUAGAUAUAGAUAGAUAGAUAGAUAGAUAGAUAGAUAGAUAGAUAGAUAGAUGAUAGAUGCUUCCAACAUUUGUCAAAUUGAGCCAAUUAAAUCAACAUUCCCUUAUUUUUGAGCUGAGGUUCUAAAGCACACUUCCCUCAGAGUAACACUGCAAUCUUGCAUGUUUCUACUUGGAAGAAGGGAUGGAAGAAUCUGCCAACUUCAGUCUGUCAUUUUUCCUCCCAAUCUAAAGUUUAGUUCGUCUCAUUUCUGAAUCCGUUUGUGAUUAUCAGUGCUAUUUUGGUGGGAAAAGAGGUGCCGGAACUCACCACAAAUGCCUUCCUUGUUCUCUUAGCAUGGCAAUGGCGUCCAUCUGAGAGGUGCAGGAACUGGGUUCCGGCGGGUUCCGGCUGGGAAGAAAACCCUGGUUAUUAUUUUGUUAUUUUUUUAAUGCGGUGUGAAAAUUCACCAGCAUUUUCUUGUGACAUUCUCCUAAUGCCUGGGAGAGGGCAAUCUCUGUGGUAGCCUCUUAAGUUGCCAAACUGCCUCCCCACAGGAGGGACCUUUGUUAUGCAGCUACCGUCAAAUGCUGAAGACCUUCAAAUGCUGAGGUCCCAGGCUUUUGACACUUCAGAUGUAUGUUUUUAGGGCCCACGUUAUUUCUGUGGGGGCAAGUUGUUAGAAACUCUUUUUAAUAUUGUGUUUUAAUUGUUGUAACCCAUCCUGGGACCAUGGGGGGUGAAGGGAAUAGAAUAGAAUAGAAUAGAAUAGAAUAGAAUAGAAUAGAAUAAUAAUGCUAAUACUCCCCCCCCCCUUUUGUGAUUGAAGGUCACUUUGGUUCUGGAGUUGCCUCUUACUUUAUUUUUUUGAGAUGGCUAUUUGGAAUCAAUAUUGUUCUCACCAUCAUGACAGGAACAUUUGUUGUUUUACCAGAGGUAAGCAAUGCUCGUUGGAUGGUAUUUCUUGGUGGGAUGUGUGGAGAGUUAUUUAUUUAUUCAUUCAGAAGUGGUAUACAAAAACACAACAUCAUACCAAAAACAAAACAAAAAAACCCAUGAAAAGGAGAGAUACAACAUUUAAACAAAACAAAACAAAAACAAAACACCAGCAAAAUUGCACUAUAAAAACAGGAAUUCGGUAACAGGAGUCCAGUCUUAUGUGUUAGGUACACUACUGCCUGCCUGCUGUGGUGUGGUGUGGUGUGGGAGAUUUGGCAUGGUAUGUGCUUAUUUAUUUAUUUAUAAAUUAAAGCAUGUAUAUACUGGCUUUUGGCCCUCAAAAGAGCUGCCCCAGGUGGUUUACAUCUUGAUACAAUUUAAAAACUGAAAGCAAUCAACACCUAGGUUCAUAUGCAAAGAGGCAGUCCUUGAGGUGUUUUCACAUACCCUCCAACAUUUCUCCAAUGAAAAUAAGGAUGUCCUAUUCAACAACAACAACAACAACAAUUUAUUAUUUAUGCCCGACCCAUCUGACUGGGUUGCCCCAGCUAAUCUGGGUGGCUUCUAACAUAUAUAAAAACAUAAUAAAACAUUAAACAUAAAAAACCUUCCCUUUACAGAACUGCCUUCUGAAGUCUUCUAAAUGUUGUAUAGUUACUUAUCUCCUUGGCUCGGGGGGUUGCAUAACUGCACACCCUCCAACAUUUAUCUGAUGAAAAUAGGGAUGACCUAAGGAAAAGCAGGACAUUCUGGGGUCAAAUGUCAAGGUUUCAGGGAAUUACCAUUCCUUCCCCCGUGGCAGUCAAAAAGCAGAUAACCGAAAAGAGUUCUUAACCACGUAAAUUAUUCAGUAUUCACAGAGAGAGAGAGACAAAGGAACACCGUCUCUAAUAAGUAAUGGCGUUGCUCCAAGUCAAGUCCCACCCCCUCAGUCCCUCCUAUUCUACAUCACCCCUGUGGCGGCUGAUCUGAGUUUUCUGCCUCUGAGCUUUCUGUUCCACUACUCUCAAUGCACGCCUGGUUCUGGGAGAAGGGAGUCAGGAAGGCUUUCUAGAGACACUGAGUCUGUCAGCUGUCUCUCACCUGGUGCUUCUUCUUCCUGCUGCUCUCUCAAUAUUUCCCAACUUUCCCCCUCUGCAGCCUCUGAGCUAUGUCCUUCUGCAAACCACGAUUCUAAAUCUAUACUGUUCUCCUCUUCUCGGAAGGUGCAGGGGGGCAGCGGCUCCCACCAUUCCUCCUCAGUCCAACCCCUGACAUCAAAUCAAAAGCUGGGAAGGCUUCUGUAAAUCCGGGACUGUCUCUGGAAAAUAGGGACACUCGGAGGGUCUGUUUAAACCUUUGCUUUGUUAUUACAGAUCCUGGCUGGAGAGCCCUUUGGAAGCACUCCAAGCAAGAGCAUCCCUGCUGGGCAAGAAGAAUCUGCACAAGAUCUUGAUACGAUCUGGUCUUUGGGGGCAAGGCGAAAAAUUAUAUUAUCAUAUCAGCAAUCGAUUGGGCCUUUUUUCUUUAGAUGGACUGGGUGGCUACCCUACUAGAUGCUGAUUUAUUUCAUUGGUGUUUCCACAGGGCUACCUCCAGUACUCAGUUUUAUUCUACGGCUACUACGGACAGGCGAGGAAGAUUGGGACAGCAGGCUACCGGUUGCCCCUCGCUUACUUCCUCGUCGGAAUGGCCGUCUUUGCUUACAGCUUCAUCAUCCUCUUAAAGAAGUAAUGGAGCUCUUUUGCUUAAGGCAGGGGUCGCCAACCUUUGGGACUUGGGGCAGACAUUUUGGAUAUUCGAUAAAGCGCUGCGGUCACAAAAUGGUUGCUACGGGGCAUGUGGGAGAGGACGGGCAAGUAGAGGCUGAGCAUCAGGUUCAGCAAAUGCCUGAAUCCCAAAUCCAGAGAUGGGCCAAUUCAGGGUGGGAUCCAGGCUUUGUCCAAGUCAGGUCACGGUUGCCCCAAGUUGGGCCACCCGAAGCGAGCCAGAGCUGUAAGGGGGCAGGGAGUUGAACAGGGAAACAGAGGCAGACAGCCUCUGCGAAAAAACAGCAUGGGUUUGUUUGCAAGCAGGUUUUUCAAACUGCACCACGCUGCAGGGGAACACACACGAUCAGUCAAACUGAGCAGGAUCGAACCCUCUGUUCGUACCCCCUCCCCAAGAAAUCCACUGGACUAAAGUUAUCCAACUGGAAUUGCUCCCCCCACCAUGCUUACAUUACUUCAUUUGCAAGCAAACAAACUGGCUAGGAUUGAAAAAUGUAUAAAUAAGCAAAGGCAUAAAUAAGCAAAGAUGUUUGGGUGGUGUUUUUAUUGAACCAUACCUGUAUCCCUGAGGAAGCGGGUGGCACUGUGGGUUAAACCACAGAGCCUAGGACUUGCCAAUCAGAGGGUCGGUGGUUCGAAUCCCCAAGGCGGGGUGAGCUCCCGUUGCUCGGUCCCUGCUCCUGCCAACCUAGCAGUUUGAAAGCACAUCAAAGUGCAAGUAGAUAAAUAGGUACCGCUCCAGCGGGAAGGUAAACGGCGUUUCCGUGCGCUGCUCUGGUUUGCAAGAAGCGGCUUAGUCAUGCUGGCCACAUGACCUGGAAGCUGUACGCCGGCUCCCUCAGCCAAUAAAGCGAGAUGAGCAACCCCAGAGUCAGCCACGACUGGACCUUUACCUUUACCUUUACCUGUAUCCCUACUGGUGCUAAAAAACAGUGUUUAGGAGCAGGACUAGUUAGAAGAGAGAUUCCAUGGUAGGGAAUACCCAUUUCAGCAUGAACAGUCGUCUCUCAGGAGGAAUCGUCUAUUUAUUUGAAGAACUGCCUGGCCCAAGUCCGGUUUCAAGAUGAAUCACAAUAGAAUAAGGAACAGGUGGAAGAACCAUAAAGUUUCUCACCUGCAGGUAUUAUGUGGGCAGCAGACUGAACUGGCACCCACACAACCUAGCCACAGUCUUCUCUAUUAUGGCGAGAUGCCUUGCAUUCCCACUUAAAUUAUAGUGAUAAUUUCUUAAUUCACAGCUACACAUAUAAAUUUGCACGUGUCAAUUUGGUGCAAACCCAUUCCCUCUUUUGCCAUCUUGGUUACCCUGUGCUGGACAGGUAUGUUGAUUUAUUGGGGGUAAGUCACAUAACCAUUUUUGCAAGCCAUUUCCCAUAGCAUUUGCAAUGAGGAGCAUGAUGUGCAGGAUGAACCAUCCUUGAAGGCCAUAUUAGACAUGGUGUUUGCUGUGCAGUUUUCCCUUUCUAGUUGACUUAAAAAAACAAAACCCUGAUCGUGUGUGGUAGUGGGGUGGUUUGAGAUCGACAAAGAGAUUGCGACCAGGCAUGGGAGCAGGGGCGUAGGAUGGGGGGAGGGUUCCCCAGGUUCCAUAAUGGAGGGGGAUGACAAAUUAUCAAGGAACAAUUACUGCCCUACUAGGGCGGUUCAUAAAAAACUUUUUUUAAAAAAAUGCUUGCUCCAAAGGUCUUAUUUUACUACACUAGGGAUUAUAUAGCUAUAUUUGAAAUUUCAUGCAUAUCAGUUAAUAUCUUGACCCUCCUCCGUGAAAAUAGCGGUUUACUUGGCCGUUUUCCUAUGUCGUGGAGGCUAAAAUUUCAAUUCAGUGGAACACUUACUGUUCCCAAUCCUAAACAUGCAGAAAGCCAUCUAAUUAGACUUUAAUUUGAUUUUGACAUGUUUUUAGGAGGUAAUUUGAUUAUUGCUUGAUUUUAUACCAAUGUUAUGUAUCUGAUGUUAGUCGCCCUGAGCCCGACUUUGGCCGGGGAGGGCGGGAUAUAAAUAAAAUUUUUUUAUUAUUAUUAUUAUUACUUAUUAUUACUUCUUUGUAAGAAAAUAUGAAAUAACGUAAAACCAUUUUUGCAGGCAAUAAAUAAAUAAAUAAAUAAAUAAAUGUGGGGGGGGUGACAAGAAAUUUUCUACACCGGGUACCACCUGACUUUCCUAUGCCUUUGCAUGAGAGAUCUUUAACUCUUUUGCCUCCAGAAUUCUUGUACCUGCAAUGGGAGGAUUAGUAUUAAAAUUAUUAAUGAUUAGCCAUUUGCAGUCGGAGUGUUACUAUCAUUCAGUGCCUGUUCAAACACUGUGCUUUGGAAUGGAGUCAGUUCGCACAUUCAAUGGAGGAAUUUGGUAAUUUGGGAUCAGGUGCUUGUAUGAACCAGCCCUUGAGCAACUCACAUUUAUGCAAUAUCUCCGCUGCUCUUAUCCAGGAUGGCUAAAAAUUCAAGAAUGAGCCUAGCAAGCGCUUCUGAUGAAAAUUACACGUUUUGUUGGCGGGUCUUCUGUGCCUGGGAUUAUCUCAUUGGCAACCCUGAGGCUGCAGAGAGCAAAUCAGCUGCCAUAGUUAACAGCAUCAGGGUAAGCAACUGGUCUCUGUAGCUGGAAGAGAUGCCUGCCUGUGAUUGUUGUGCAUGAGGCAAAUGUGUUACGGACCGAAUGCAAAAAGAAAAGAAAAAUGCAAUACAUUAAUGCUCCAAAGGUGCAAUUCUUGUUAGUGUUUGAAAGUAACACUGUUUGGUGGUAAUUGUUUGUAGAGGCAGCUCUGCAAACAGCAGACAGAACCCCGAAGGGAUUUGUGAAAAAAACCAAAGAUUCUAUUUUAUCCCAAGGAAAUAGAUGACUUUAGAAGAAUUAAGAGCUCUUCUUUUAAUGGAUUGCUAGCUACAGGGCAUUGUGAUCUGCCAAUAAAUGAUAAAGCCUUGCAUUUCUAAAGAGAGAAUAAUAAUCAUCUAGUAAAAUCUGAGUGCACAUGGAAAUAGCAGCACACGGUCACUCCUAAAUCCUAUUAUCCAUAAGAAUUCAAAUAGUCUGCCUCUCUUUUCUGACUGGGGGUAGUAAAAACAACAAAAAGGGGUUGUGGCGCCUAAAAACCUUGACUGGCACCCUAACAGUUCUCUCACACCUUAGAGCAGGCAUAGGCAAACUUGGCCCUCCAGAUGUUUUGGAACUACAAUUCCCAUCAUCCCUGACCACUGGUCCUGUUAGCUAGGGAUCAUGGGAGUUGUAGUCCCAAAACAUCUGGAGGGCUGUGUUUACCUAUGCCUGCCUUAGAGAGGGACAGGAGAGUCCAAAAGGGGGCUGACCCAACAAUGCAAUCCUAUGCAUGUUUACUCAGAAGCAAGUCCCAUGAAGCUCACCACAUGCCAUUGGAGCCAACUCCUAGGGGCCAAGGUCCCUUUGCCCCCCCCCAAUAAAAUAUUUGAGGGGGCUGCCCCCCAAAGUUGAUGGGCAUUGCCAUUCAAAUGGAAAGUGUGCACUGCAUCAUGUGAUCGAUUAUGUGGGGCGGAGCUUAUGUGCCACGCCCCCAAUAUUUUAUUUAGGUUGGCAUCCCUGCUACAUGCUAUUAUUUCUGUGUUUCUCCCAUCACAGGAAGCCAUACUAGAAGAACAGGAAAAGAAGAAAAGCACAAACAUGUAUGUAUAUGUAUCAUUUCCCAGCCUGUGUUCCACGAUUGCAAAAAUGGAAUUGUCUUCCUCCUGUCCUUUUGAAACAAUAUGAAAAUGACUUGCUGAAGCAAUAUCUAUACUUUGUCCUACCCUCGUGUAAAGGGCCGUGACCAUAAGCUUAAGGAUCAUCGCCAACAUCCUUGUUCUCCUCUCACUCGCCGGAAGCAUUUACAUCAUUUACUUCGUAGUGGAUCGAUCCCAGAAAUUAGAGCGCACGAAAAAGGAACUAACACUCUGGGAAAAGAAUGAGGUAAUAAAAACACAUCCUCUUCGUCUCCGUCUGCAGUAUGGGGGUGAUUACAUUGACCUUUGUUACUGGGCUAUCCACACUUAAAUACAGGUUUUGAAAAAUUUUCUCUCAAAAUACACAUUUUUAAACCUUAUAUUGAAUACGGGUUUUGAGCCAAGAACCGAGAGCCACAGCUUAUGUAGAAGUGUGGAAUCCAAGAGAGAGCAGCAGUUUGAUCUGAACAUUAAUCCGAGAUGUGUGGAUCAAGUUAUUCUGUACCCCGUUUAGCAAAUGAUUGAAUCCCACAGGGACCCCUGGCGAAAUUGAGGUACAAACUGCAGACAAGGACAACUGUGACUUUAAAGAAGAAUGGGAACUUUUUACAAUUUAUUUUUUAAAAAAAGCACAAAAUGAAUUGGACUCCUUGGCAGGUUUUGAAUAAACAUACACAAAUUUAUUGGUUGUUAAGAUACUAGACAGAUAAUUUAAAGAUUUUUACAAUUUUACAAUAUGCAGAGAACAACAUGUGUUGAAACAUCAGAGAAAUAUUGUAAAAUUAAUGAAUCUUAGAAGGAUGUUGGAUAGAAACUAAAUGGUUUCCAGCUGUAAUGCUUUAAGAGAUAUGAAAAAAGGUUUACAAAUGGGUAAAAGCUUAAUGGUAAGGAUUUGCUGAACUAACAAACUGAACUGGAAUACAAAAAAGGGAGGUAUGAGGAGGUCCGGGGAAAUAAGGCUAGGGAAGUUAUACUAUGGAAAGUUAAUGUGUUUUUAACUGUUUUUAUCUUGUAUGUUUUCCUUUAUUUUUCUUUUUUUUUUUGUUAUAUUUUUAAAAUCUUAUUCUUUUUUCUGUAUUUUGUACUUUCUUGUAUUUUUAUUUUUUGUUUUUGUAUUCUUUGAAACUUUAAUAAAUAUCAUUUUAAAAAAAAAGAAACAUCAGAGAGAGGAGCUGAGGGUAGUCGGGGGGGGAGGGAAGGAAGGUUCUUCUUGGGAAGGGGAAAAAAUUGGGGGGGAGGAAGAUGAUAUGUUUUGAUAAUUUGUUGUGUUGAAAUCCUUAAUAAAAACUAUUUUUUAAAAAAAGAAUUCCACAGGGACCUCUGCUAAAAAUCACACGUGUCCCUCUUCUUUCCAGGUGAGUGUUGUUGUCUCCCUCAUCACAAUGCUCGCUCCUUCUGCCUUCGAAUUGGUUGCUGCAUUAGAAAUGUACCAUCCUCGAACAACCCUACGCUUUCAGCUUGCCAGGUAUGGGAAGGAGGGCUGGACUAAUUGUAUAGUGGUACCUCGGGUUACGGGGACGUGGGUGGCGCUGUGGGUUAAACCACAGAGCCUAGGACUUGCUGAUCGAAAGGUCGGCGGUUCGAAUCCCCACGACGGGGUGAGCUCCCGUUGCUCGGUCCCAGCUCCUGCCCACCUAGCAGUUCGAAAGCACCUCAAAGUGCGAGUAGAUAAAUAGGGACCGCUCUCCAGCGGGAAGGUAAAUGGCGUUCCGUGUGCUGUGCUGGCUCGCCAGCUGCGGCUUAGUCACGCUGGCCACGUGACCCGGAAGCUGUCUUCAGACAAGCACUGGCUCCCGGCCUCUUGAGUGAGAUGAGCGCACAACCCCAGAGUCGGUCACGACUGGACCUGUUGGUCAGGGGCACCGUUACCUUUACCUUUUACCUCGGGUUACAGACGCUUCAGGUUACAGACUCCGCUAACCCAGAAAUAGUACCUCGGGUUAAGAACUUUGCUUCAGGAGGAGAACAGAAAUCGCGCAGCGGGAGGCCCCAUUAGCUAAAGUGGUACCUCAGGUUAAGAACAGUUUCAGGUUAAGAACAGACCUCCAGAACGAAUUAAGUUCUUAACCUGAGGUACCACAGUAUCAUAUUUUUGUCUGUAUGGUAGGGCUGGGUGAUACCAGGUUCAACAUGGCAGUGUUAUCACCAGCUAAACAUCGCGAUAUAGUGACACAUCACAAUGUUGAAAAGGAAGGAGCAUCAAGCCCCCUGGCCCCAUAAGAUGCCAGGGUGAAACUGCUGCUGCUCCCUCUGUCGCCAGUGCCCAGCACAUGGAGGGAGGAGCAAGGAGCACUGGCCCCAGCCCUGUGAGGCACUGGGCUGAAAUUGCCACCGCUCCCUCUGCCACCAGCACCUGGCACAGGGAGUAAGGAGAAGAAAGGCAAGGCGCUGAGCAGCAGGCAAGCCCCACCCACAAUAUACCACUGGGUAAAGACACCAUCGCGAUCUGGUCCUGGUUGAUGUAUCAAUACAUUGCCCAGGCUUACUGUAUGCUACAAUGGGGAGGCAGUGGUUGAGUGGCAGAACAUCUAUUUUGCACGCAGAAGGUACCAGGUUUAAUCCCUGGCAUCUCCAGGUAAGGCUGGAAAUAUCUCAUGUCCGAUAUCCUGGGAAGCCACUGCCACUCAGUGUACAGUGGUACCUCGGGUUACAUACGCUUCAGGUUACAUACGCUUCAGGUUACAGACUCCGCUAACCCAGAAAUAGUACCUCGGGUUAAGAACUUUGCUUCAGGAUGAGAACAGAAAUCGUGCUCCAGCGGCGCGGCAGCAGCGGGAGGCCCCAUUAGCUAAAGUGGUGCUUCAGGUUAAGAACAGUUUCAGGUUAAGAACAGACCUCCAGAACGAAUUAAGUACUUAACCCGAGGUACCACUGUAUAGGCAAGAAGAAGCUGGAACAGAUCCAAGUGUCUAACUCAGUAUAAUUCAGUUUCCUAUCUAGCACUGUGAACUGAUGGUAGCUUUCUGAACUUGACGUUUCUGUUUUUGUUUUGACAGAGUUCUUGUCUUAUAUCUGGGAAAUCUAUACAGUUUGAUCAUUGCACUUCUGGACAAAGUAGACAGCAUGAGCAUCGCUGUAAGUUGCAAAUCUCGACCAUCUUUGGGAUGUAAGCUCUGUGCUUUUUAUUUAUGUUUUUGGCCUUUAAUGUUCCAUCUGUUUUUCUGAGGAACUCAAGGUGGAUAACAAGUCAAAAUGCAAAAACAAUAUUUCAAAAGUAUUAAGAGGGUCCAAAUGCAUAAAGAAGAGAUUGACAGACAGGACAGCUUACUCUAUGGCAUUAACCCCUUCAUGCAUUAAUUAGACUUAAGCAUGCUGGCUCCCUCGGCCUAUAGAGCGAGAUGAGCGCCGCAACCCCAGAGUCGUCCGCGGCUGGACCUAACGGUCAGGGGUCCCUUUACCUUUUAUGCUGGCUAUAUGAGGCUGGUUAUCUCACAGUUUGUUGCUCUCCUCUGAACUGCUCCCAGCUGGUAAGAUGCUGUGCCCACUGAUUUACCUUAUAGGGCUGUUAUAAGGGCUGGAAGAGAACCUGUCACCCUCCAAAUGUGGUGUACUCCAUAUUCCCAUUGUCCCUGACCAUUGGCUGUUGACUGAGGACAGUUGGAGAGUUGGCCACAGGUUCCCUAGCUCUGUCCUAAAAGAUCUAGAUCUCCAAACUGUCUGGAACCAGGAUAUUUUAAGCACCACCUUCUUAAGGCUUAAGUUUAUGAGUUUGACUUUUGCUCCAUGAUUUCAGGAAUCUGAAGUUCACAACAAUGGAAGCACCACAGUGAUUGCCACAACCACUUCAGCUACUAAACUUGUUAGAGAAGACAACUUUUCAACAAUCAUUCCUAGUAUGCACAUUAUGAGGACCAGCACCUUUCUUCUGGUUGACAACCACACUCAAAGCUACGCUCUACCCAUCAGCAUGGUGACCAACAAGACAACAUCUUAUGAAUCCAACACUCAGAGCCACCAAGAUCAAUGUUGGGAGACCUAUGUUGGGCAAGUAGGUUUGACCUUUAUGUGAGACUAGACAGGCAGGUACCCAAGACAAGGUCUUUGCAGGGAUGGCAGCAGGAUUGAUGAAUGGUUCCACUGUGGAGAUCUGUUGAGCCCUUUUAUAUGUCAGCUUUUGGAUCGGGGAUGGGGAUUCUGUUUUCCUCAAAAUGUUGCUGGGCCAAUUGUAUUCACUGGAUUGAUUUCCAUUCCAAACAUGGGACAGACAAACAAACUUUGUUAGGCAAUUUCUACUCCCGUAUCUGCAUUUGUUGGAAUUCUCUGACAUUCCUACCCAUGACUAAAGCGUGUGUGACAUCAACACAGAAUAGAAAUAGUUUGAUCCAUCUUUCCCUGUUCCUGGCAGUAAUGGAAGGUACAGAGGCGCAUCCCUUGCCCUGGAAUGUGAUAUUUUUGCAUCCUUCCUGUUUCAGGAAAUGUUGAAGCUGUCGAUUAUUGACAUGCUCUUCACCGUGGCGAGCAUCCUGUUGAUUGACUUCUUCCGUGGGCUUUUUGUCCGAUACUUAAGUGACUGUUGGUGCUGGGAUUUGGAAAGCAAAUUUGUGAGUAUAUACUUACUAUUAGUAAAGAAGGAGAAUGGGAGGUAAAAACUGGGGGCACAUUACACAGACAUGGAGGUAGCUGCUGACUACUACAUCCCUAUAUUGCAUCACCCAGCCCUUUCGCUGUAACACAAUGGCGGGGGAUCUGUGGACCCUGCAGAUGUUGUUGGACCAUUAGUCACUCUGGUGGAGCUGAUGUGAGUUGCAGUCCAACAACAUCUGGAGGGCCACAGUCUCCCUACCGCUACUGGUGAUUAUAUCUGUGAUUAUUAUAACACCUCCAGUCAAUAGAUGGUGCUGUUCCACAUCCUUUAGUGCCCAGCUAAGGUUCUAUACCUUGUCCAUCUUGUUGUUCUUUCUUUGGGGGUUCCUAAAAUGGGCAGAUCUAAACUGGGGACCAAAGCACUGUUGUUUUAACUUGCUAAUUGGUUAUAAAGUCUGCUGUUCUAAGUGAGUGUUAACAAUAAUUUCAUUUAGUCACAAUGCAACAUUCCCCAUCUUUGCUUUACAGUAAGCAUCACCUGGUGUUCCAGCCAGAUCUGCUCUCUUUGGGGCAAAGAAUUAUAUUGACAACUGGCUGUGGUGUAUUAUUACAUUAAGAGUGCCAUAGAUGAAUAUUUACUCUGAAAAAAAGAGUGGCUUUCUAGUCCUGUACUUUUGUUUACUUUGCAGCCAGAAUAUGGAGAAUUCAAAAUAGCAGAAAAUGUCCUGCAUUUGGUCUACAAUCAAGGGAUGAUUUGGUAAGUGAGUACACAUAUGAAAUUUUGUGAGAGUUGUAUUUUUUUAAAAUUGUAAUUGCAAUUGGUUUUAUUUUAAUUUUUUCAAUACUUGUAUUCUGACAAUACUGAGCUCAAAGUGGCUCAGAAUGGCAUUAAAAAUUAAACAAAGAUUGCAGUCACUAUUAAUCAUAUCAAAAGCGCAACAGCAUAUAAAGAAGGCAGAAAACAAACAAAUUCACCAAACUGUUAACACAUUUCAAUACAAUCUCAUAGUGAUUCAAAAUAACUUUUUAUGCGAUAGAUCUAGAUUGUGUGUGAACUACACAGGAAAAACAAGUAGUCUGUCUCACUGAUUCUGGAAUAAAAUGUCAUGUGUACAUGGCUUGAGAGAGCUCGCAAUUACCCCACCUGUUUUGAGAUGACCAAUGGCAAGCUUGCUUACCUGUAUCUCCCCUCUCUGCUGUGCCUUCCUUUCCCCAAAUUCAUCGCUGCUUGCGGGGACGAUGCUUGUUUUCUCUCCUAGGAUGGGAGCCUUCUUUUCGCCCUGCCUCCCAGCGUUCAACGUUCUCAAGCUGAUAGGGCUCAUGUACCUGCGGAGCUGGGCUGUGCUAACUUGCAAUGUCCCCCAUCAGCAAGUCUUCAGAGCCUCAAGGUAGGUUAGUCAGUGAGUAAGUAAGAUGGCCCUAGGGUUGUAUCCAAUGCUAGUCCUAUUCUGUGUAGACCCACUAAACUUGGUGUGCACACAAUCAACUUAGGUCCACUAAUUUUGAUUGGUCUCCUCUAAGUAGGACUUUGUUGGCUUCACACCAGUCUAGCGAGGUGGAAAACAGUAGCUUCUGCUUGUAUAUAUUAAAUGAAUGGGUGUGUCUUGCUUUUAAUUUAUUUUUUAAAAAAAUAACAACUGCUGGGGGCUGGGGCUGGUGGAAACACACAUCUGGGAAGCAGAUUUUCAAUCACUCACCUUUAAUUAGUUUAUUUAUGUAACCAAACAUAUAGACUGCUUAAUUUAAAAAAAAAAGAUUUCAAAGCAAUUUAUAUGAAAUAGUAUAAAAUAUUUAUAACAAAACAGUGAUCAAUAAACUUUUUUUAAAGUAGACAUCUAUAAAACCAUCAAAGUAUAGAUAAAAUCAACAGUGGCCUCUUCACUGUGAAGACCCCCUCUUUCCUAGAGGGCGUUAGUGGGUCUGACCUGAUGCCAGAAACACAGUUGGGGAGGCUGUGCGUGUGAUUUUUACAGGGACCAAGGAACUGGGGGUGAGGGGAGAGAGUUAAUCUCCCUCUUGGGGUACUGCAGUCUCAAUUCUCAUUGCCAGUAGCAACAUUAGGUGCAGACUUCGUGGCUGAAGUCAGGGGCAGCUUGGGGUGGGGGUGGCAGUGAUGCAAAUAAGGCCAGCCAGUGAGGGGCAGCUAAAGGGGUGGGUGUGUCAUGCCUGCCUCUCAGAUGCCAAAAGGGUGAAAAUGAAGCAAAGCAGCAUGGGCAUUCCAUGGCAGUGGAGGGGCAAGAGGGGAAGAGGCAUCUGGGAGAAAGGACAAACGGCCUUGGCCCGGUAUACCUGAAGGAGCAUCUCCACCCCCAUUGUUCAGCCUGGACACUGAGGUCCAGCUCCAAGGGCCUUCUAGCGGUCACAGGGAACCAGGCAGAGGGCCUUUUCGGUGGUGGCUCCCACCCUGUGGAACACCCUCCCAUCAGAUGUCAAGGAAAUAAACAACUAUCUGACUUUUAGAUGACAUCUGAAGGGAGCCUGUUUAGGGAAGUUUUUAAUCUUUUAUGUUUUUGAUGUCGUAUUAUUAUUAUUAUUAUUAUUAUUAUUAUCAUCAUCAUCAUCAUUAUUACCAGCAUGGCACAGGGGAGGGUGUUCCACAGGGUGGGAGCCACCACAGGGUGGGUGCUUCAACCAUCAUCCCUGGCCAUUCCCCUGCAUGUAAUUGCUGCCUUAGCAGGAUGCCUCAAAGACAAGCAUUCAUUUAAUAUAUCCUUCAGUUUCCUCUGGAAGUAGAGUUUUGCAGGGCACUGUAGAUCCCGAGAACGUUCCAAAUGCCUUAAAGGAAGGUGUGUGUUUAUUAGAACUGAUGGUGCCAUGAGGGGGUGGGGACCUGUUGCAGCCCUCCAGAGGUUCUGGGACCCCCAUCAAUGGUUGAAGGAAGCUGGAGCUCAAUGACAUCUGGAGGUUCAGAAGUUCCUCCCCUCCCAGGUCUCAUAGAUCGCAAAUCAGCUUCUUCGCCUCCAGGUCAUCAAUUCGAAGCCAGCAAGGGGGAGAGAAAGGCUAUAGCUUGAUGGCACUUGAAUUGUUCGAAGUUCAUUUUCUAUGUGACUGUACUGCACUGGGAUCACAUGGGACCUCGGCAGGAGAUGGAGCCGUCGGCCAAAGAUUGGAGCUAGGCAGCUCAGGGUGAAUGCCAAAAGCCAAACUGGACCAAGAAGUAUAGAAUAGGUCAGAGGGAUGACAACUGGUCAGUGAGGGCAGAUCAAAGGCACAGAUAACAACUGGGCAGUGAGGGCACAACAGCACAACAAUGCCAACUGUGUGGUUAACCAACAGAGAUGGCAGCCAUCCUGCUCCUCUCUCGGCCAGUAACAUUUAAUAAAGCAAAACCUGUGAUUGAUAUGAUGUGAUCACCUUCCUUCCUCUCUUCCUUGGAUGCUGCUUGGGCGAAUUUUUACCACCAUGUGACUUGCUAUGCUUUAUUAAAUAUUACUGGGAGGGGUGUGAAGAAGAGCUAAAAGGUAAAGGGAUCCCUGACCAUUAGGUCCAGUCGCGACCUACUCUGGGGUUGCGGUGCUCAUCUUGCUUUACUGGCCGAGGGAGCCGGCAUACAGCUUCCGGGUCAUGUGGCCAGCAGGACUAAGCCGCUUCUUGCAAACCAGAGCAGCGCUCGGAAAUGCCGUUUACCUUCCCCCAGAGCGGUACCUAUUUAUCUACUUGCACUUUGACGUGCUUUCGCACUGCUAGGCUGGCAGGAGCCAGGACCGAGCAACGGGAGCUCAUCCUGUCAUGGGGAUUCGAAUCGCCGACCUUCUGAUCGGCAAGUCCUAGGCUCUGUGGUUUAACCCACAGCACCACCCAUGUCCCUCAAAAGAAGAGAUAGCCGGCUGCUGAUUUUGGUGACAGCUAUGCAAUGGCUGUAAGGGCCACUUUGGAAUGUUUGUGUGUAUUUAUCUACUUGCACUUUGACGUGCUUUUGAACUGCUAGGUUGGCAGGAGCAGGGACCAAGCAACGGGAGCUCACCCCGUCGUGGGGAUUCGAACCGCCAGCCUUCUGAUUGGCAAGCCCUAGGCUCUGUGGUUUAACCCACAGCGCCACCCACGUCCCUCUAGACCUUGGUUAUAUCCCCCCAAUAACCAAAACAGGAACUUCCGAGGUGGGGCAAUGCCAUAUAUCUUCCUUCCUAGCUACAGGAUACAGUGGAAGGAAGACUUUGGCGUCAAGAAUUCAAGUUUGAUGGGUAAGAUGCCCAGGGAGAAGGAAAAUCCUACUCAAGGGAGGAUUCCCCUAGCAAAAGAAUUUGCUGUGAAUGAGUUAGGGUGUUGCUAGAACCCUUUAUGCAGAAGAACUGGGUAUUAACUAUUUCUUUCCUUGUAGAUCUAAUAACUUCUACCUGGCUAUGCUGCUCUUCAUGCUGUUUUUGUGUAUGCUUCCAACCAUAUUUGCUAUUGCCCGCUAUAAGCCAUCCCUUACCUGUGGGCCGUUUAGGUGAGUUGAUGCUAGUGAGGCUUUAUUUGGGGUUUGUUGUGUUGUGUCAGAAUCCUACAGCAAGACAAUCACUUAGACGUCAUCUAGCCCAUGCACCCUUGCUCAGCACAGGAAUCUGACAAAGUUCGGAAAGACAAAACUCAGAUGUGCUUGUCUCCAUCCUUUUCUCCCAGUCCUUUCCCCACUUCCCCAGCAAAUGCAGGCCUAGACGCCUACACAAGAUUUCCAGUUAUGGCUGUGAAGCUUACUGGGUGGCCUUGGGCUAGUCACUGCUUCUCAGCCUACCCUACCUCACAGGGUUGUUGCAGGGAUUAAAUGUGGAAGGGCAGAACCAUGUACAGUGGUACCUCGGGUUACAGAUGCUUCAGGUUACAUACACUUCAGGUUACAGACUCCGCUAACCCAGAAAUAGUACCUUGGGUUAAGAACUUUGCUUCAGAAUGAGAAUAGGAAUCGUGCAGCGGCGGUGCGGUGCCAGUGGGAGGCCCCAUUAGCUAAAGUAGUACCUCGGGUUAAGAACAGUUUCAGGUUAAGAAUGGACCUCCAGAACGAAUUAAGUUCUUAACCCAAGGUACCACUGUACAUCACUUUGAGCUCCUUGGAGAAAAAUGUGGGAUAAGAAUGCAAUCAAUAAUAUGGCUGUUACCAGAAGACAACUAUGAAGUGUCUUAAGAUGCUGGGGAUUAUUAUUAUUUUUCUCCCGAGAGAGCAACUGAAUGUUUUUCACCCUAGCGGACAAGAAAAAAUAUAUGACAUUGUGUCCGAAACCAUUCAAGCUGACUUUCCUGUCUGGUUCCACAAGAUGAUGAUUUAUGUGAGCAGCCCUGUAGUUGUCCUCCCGGCUUUAUUGCUUCUCUUGUAAGUCUAUAAACCUCUUCUAUCGAUUUCACUGCCAACAUUACAGCUGCUGUUGACCUACAUGUUCAGAACAUCCUUUGACCCUUCUCAGACUGUAUCAUUUUAGAAUGAUGACUGACACCAUGGUGGAAUAUGCUGUCCUAUGACAAAUUCUCCCCAGGCAUAGAAAAAGUAGCAUAUAAAGAAACACUUUAGACCUGAAGCUUUCUUCCUGACUUGCUCUUUCCAGAUCCCCCCCCCCCCAAUGUGGAGGAGCUUCCAGUCUUCCUAUUUAUAAACACACACACACACACACACACACACGCAUGCACACACAUGUCUGGAUUUGGGUCUACGUCCCAUUGAGCUCAAUAGGACAAGUGAGCUGUGACUUAUUUUCAUUCUGCUAAUUUCAAUGGGGUUUUUAGUGUGACAAGCUGUCUCUGGUUUGAGGCCAUACAUCUGUGCAUGUAUGUUGUCCUCAGGUGUCUGGGAGGUUCACAGGAUAACACAUACAAUAAGGCCACCCUGUCCACUUCAGCUGAACACUUCAGUUGAAGGUGGCUUGGAAAGGAAUCUGUACACAAAGUUCUCCAGUGAAACGAAUGGGAAGAAUGAAUCGUGUGCAUCAUAGUUCACACAGGGGUCUGAAUCAGGAGUUUAAUGUGUAUUUAAGUCUUACUGAUAAUGGAAGAUUGGUGCAUGGUGUAUUUUGGAUUGGAGGCUAUCUGGUAUUCUUCUAACCUGCUCUUAUGUAAGUGGUCUCUCAAUUCUGUGUAUUGAUCAGCUUAUUGAUCAGGUCCACACCUGCUUAGUUUCAGCAACUCUGCAAGAUUAGAAGUUUACACAACAUUCACUGAUCUUCAUGGAAAUGAAUGGUUUGCAGUUAUAAUCAUAUCACUGUCCCCGCACCAGAGCAAUGUGGUUCAGUGAUGACCCUGUGUUUCUCUCUUCCAGCAUGCUAAUUUAUUAUCUGCAGAGUAUUGCUAGGUCGUUAAAAUUCACUAACAAUCAACUGAGGAUGCAGAUCCAGAAUGUAAGUAUCUGUUAUCUUUUAAUUUUUAAAAGCUCUUAUUUCUCAUGUUUAGUGGCAUUUCAUAAAGGACCUAGCACCAAAAUAUUGGGUGGGCGAGGACUGGAAGAGGAACUGUAAUAUUUAUUCUGCAUUAGCAAUUUGCACUGGGUGUUUCUGUUAUUGACAGAUCCUAUUCAGUCAUCCCAAGUGUUUUGUGUGCAUUCUAGGAAAGAACUGAAGACAAGAAAAAAGUGGUCCAAAUGGCAGCAGGUGAGAAGAAAUGCUAAAUCCACAAACAGGAACCUAAGAAACACUUAGCUGUAUUUGACUGAAUGCUCUUUGGGAGCACAGACCAUCUAUUUCAGCAACUACUUCCACCAGAUCCAUUAGGAAAUCAUGUCACAUUUAUGUCAGUGGGAGACUUAGCAUCAAUAUUGUUGGGUGCAAAAUUGUUCAGUGCUUUAUUGUUCUGCUGAAAAAUUUGUUUUGUGAGCUCAUGACUAACAAUGCAAAUACAAUAUUAGACGGGCCUGACAGUUUCAAAGUUUUUAGCUUUGUUUGCUAAAUUAGAGCACGCUGGGCAGCUUCCAACAUAUAUAAAAGCAUAAUAAAACAUUAAACAACUUCCCUAUACAGGGCCAGUGGCGGAGCUUCAUGCUCCAGCACUGGGGGGGGGAGGAGGUGGGGGCGGGGCUGGCAUGCGUCCCAGGGGGGCGUGCCACCCACAGGGGCGUGGUCACAUCCUGGAGGCGGGGCGUGCUGCCUGUAGGGGCGUGGCACCCAGCACGGGCAGGAGGCAGCCGUGAUGGCACCCCACUAGGAUCGCGCUGCCCGGGGCGGUGCGCUCCCCCCGCACUCCUCUUCCUCCGCCAGUGUACAGGGCUUCCUUCAGAUGUCUUCUAAAGAUUAUAUAGUUAGUUAGUUAUCUCCUUGGCUCUCCAAUAUUUCUUCAAUAAAAAUCGGGACGUCCUAAGGAAAAGCAGGAUGUUCCAGAAUGAAACCAGAAACUGGGACAGCUUCUGUAAAUCUGCGACUGUCCCUGGAAAAGAGGAACACUUGGGGGGUCUGCAGUUGUGAAAACAACUGUCCUAGUUGAUGAAUAAAGAGGCUAUAACCAUGUUCUUGAUUUAAUCCACAUCUUUAGCCAGAAUACAAACUACGGAAGGAAACGACAUAAGGCCGGAGCAGGAGAGUGACAUCAUCAGCCAGGAGUCCUCAGCCCGGUGCUCGACGCCGAGGAAGAACGGCAGUGUGGUGAACUUUGAAUCACCCAAAGGCAGGAGAAUACAAACCAUCUCCCAGUCUGUAGCACAGCCUGAAGUAGCCAAGCCAGUCAGCCCACCGCCGGCAAAUGCUCCUCCUGCGGCCCCAGCGCCUAUAGCGGCUCCCUUGCCCGUAGCAUCCCCAGUGCCCAUAGCUCCGACACCUGUCACUCCAAAGCCAUCUCUGCCCAGUGUACCGAAGCCGAGAGUGGAACCAAUCGCCAACAGGUAAAACCCUCCUCUUGAGCUCUGGAAGUAAAUGGAGGCCCACAAGAAGCAGCUUCAGUUGUUUUGUUCAUGUUAUGCUAUUGCAGACCAUAAGAAGAGCCCUGCUGGGUGCCCAGGUAGUCCAGCAUCCUGUUCACACAGUGGCCACCAAAUGCCUAUGGGAGACCCACAUGGAUGCAACAGCAUUCUUCCCACUAGUGAAUCUGAGAAACUGGAACCCGGAGGCAAGCUGCCUCUUUUUCCUCUCUAAACCAAUAUGAGGUCCUAUUCCUCAGAGUAUGAAGAGCCAGCUAGAACUGGCCUAGUUGCUGAGAUUGGAAACCAAACCAUGAGAGUGCAUGCCAAGGCACCCAAGCCCCAAAGUUCCCAGGAGAACAAUAAAUCACACUGACACGAAAUAUUUGGUUUAUGGGUUCAGAUAGGCCACAACUUUAUUGGUUACAGAUGUGAGCGGUUUGGCGGUGAAGCCAGGCUAUAUCUUGACUCCUGCCCAUCUGCAGGGAGUCCACAGAAGGGUAAACCACUGAUAGGAGGUGACUUAUAAUUACGUCAGAUAGUGGCACCCCAUGGGGUCCCCAUAAGAGCUGUGACAUGGCCCUAGCCCAUGCCCAGGCUUCGGACAGUAUUAACACCCCAGAUCCCCUUAGCAGGAUAUCCUUACUGAGGAGGGGCAGGCGAAGGCAACAACCUCCCCUCCAACCAACCAAAGGCUUACCCAAUGCCUAACGUCACAAAAGUUGUGACGAUUGCUACUAGGUAGGCAAAAACCCUCAAAGCUGGUAGCAUUUGUCAAAGUCUCUUUCAGGAAGAUAGUUGGCCAUUACUGACAAUCUUGCGGAAGGACACCCAUUUGAUAACAAACUGGUGUAGACUAAGGACGAGAACUAACAUGAGAACAGGCCUUCUCUGCUUUGGCCCCCCAUCUGUGGAAUGCUCUCCCCAGGGAAGUUCGCCGGUGCCUUCAUUAUACACCUUUAGGAGCCAGGCAAAAACGUUCCUUUUUAACCAGGCCUUUGGUUGAUCUGUUUGACAUCCUAUGCCCUUUAAAAAUGUUUUUGGGAGUGGGGCGUUAUUGGGUUGUUGUUUUUAUUUUGAUUAUAUAUUUUGUGGUUUUAUAUUUUGAUUUUGUUCUGUGAACCGGGCGGUAUAUAAAUUCAAUAAAUAAUCAUAAUCCACACUUCCGCUUGUGCCAUGCCUAGAAAGCAUGGUUCUGAGCAGUUAUCGCUCAUUUCCCAGGGAAAAUCCGUUUUUUAGAUAGACAGGAACAAAUGGCAAUCCAGGCAAAACCCAAAUAGAUAAAGGUAAAGGGACCCCUGACCAUUAGGUCCAGUCAUGACCGACUCUGGGGUUGCAGCGCUCAUCUGGCUUUAUUGGCCGAGGGAGCCAGCGUACAGCUUCCAGGUCAUGUGGCCAGCAUGACUAAGCCUCUUCUGGCGAACCAGAGCAGUGCACGGAAACACUGUUUACCUUCCCGCCGGAGCGGUACCUAUUUAUCUACUUGCACUUUGUGCUUUCAAACUGCUAGGUUGGCAGGAGCAGGGACCGAACAACGAGCGCUCACCCCAUUGUAGGGAUUCGAACCGCCGACCUUCUGAUCAGCAAGUCCUAGGCUCUGUGGUUUAACCCACAGCACCACCCACGUCCCAUAAAUAGUUGGCCCCAAUUGAGUGCUAAAGAGCUGUUUUCCCCAGGGAGAAAAGCAGGAGGAGAAGUGGAAGUGUGGAUAAGCCCUAAAUUAAUCUGCCUUCUCUCACACACACUUUCUCUCUUUCUCUUUCUCUGUAGAUACCCAAGUGCUGCCCAUGGAAGUGCAAGCGACCUCUGCAAAGCCAAGGCUUUCACCCCUGUGAAGUACAAGAAACGCCUAGAAGAUGUUCACUCAGAACCUCUGUUCAGGAAGAGCCUUCGACAAACCAACCCCGAGGCUCGCGGCGCUGGCGGCACCCCUGCUUUUGUGGGCCGCCGGUCUCACACAGCCAGGUACUUCCUUGUCAACGAGCACGAACCCCGGAAAAAGCUCCUCCGGUCCUCCACGCGGCUGCCGAGGAAUUUCCGAAUGGACGAGUCGGGGGACAUCGUGGAGCUGUAUCCGAGAAACAUCAGGAGGUACAUGGUUCGGACGCCACACAGGGCCUACUCCCCUCAUUUCAGCGAAGAGGAGGAAGAAGAGGAGUUGAGGAGAGCUCUGGCCAAUAGAUCCCACCGCCCACGGUCGCUCUCUGAUCUCCGAGCAGCCCCCCGCUUCUACAUUGGGGAGUGUGCUGACAGCCAGAUCCUGAAUAGCAAGGCGCUGGCGAAGAUGCACUACAAAUCUUGGGAGGAUGGCUUUGGGCUCACGUUUGGCAGGCCCCCUCAUGCCCACCGGAAGAUUCACCUGAAGAACAUUGAACUGGAUCCGCGCUACCCGGAGCAGCACCCAAAGGCGAAAUCCAAACACAAGCCCGAGCCGUCCCCGACGGAGUCUGACUCCAUCUCUGACGAAUCGAGCAGUGACCAGCCAACUAGCGGCAACGACCAAUACAUCCAAGUCAUCCACAGUAAAGACAAGUACCUGAAACCUGGAGCAACAUUAACCAGGAAGAAAUCCAAGACUGGUGCCGACUUGAACAUGGCCGAGGCUAAUGAACUGAUAUGCUCAAAUGUUUAGUGGGGAGGGACGAGGCUGCUUCAUUCGAGAGCAGAGGUUCCUAAACUUAUUUGGCCUAGAACGCCCCCCCCUUCCAGAAAAGAAAAUGCAGUGGUACCUCGGUUUUCGAACGUAAUCUGUUCCGGAAGACCGUUCGACUUCUGAAACGUUCGAAAACUGAGGCACAAAGGGCGGUCUCCCAAUUUAAUAGAGAAAUUUGUGAAAAACAACAGAGACAUGCAGUGGAAGCCGUUCAACUUCUGAGGUGCAUUAGAAAAUGGAAGCAUAUACUUCCGGGUUUUUGGCUUUCAAAAACCAAAACGUUCGGCAACGGAGACAUCCAAAAAUUGAGAUACCACUGUACUCUGCCCCCCCCCCACAGGAAAGGUUUUUCAAAACUGGACGAAGGGUAGGGUAGGCCAUGGGAUUAAAAAUCCAUGGGGUGGACCAGAGUCCGAUCUGCCCCGGGGUGGUGCCACAGCCCACCUGCCAUUGGCCAAAUAGGCAGGCAAGCUGAGAUCCACUUUCCGGGCUUGGUGAACCACAGCUCCUAUCAACCCAACUGGCCAUGCUGGUUGGGGCUGAUAGCAGCUGGGGUCCAGCCAUACCCAGAGUGCCACAUGGUACAUAUCCCUGCUUUAAAAAAUGUUUUGAAGCAAAGAGGCAAUUGCAUUGUGCUUGGAGCAUAUACCAAUCAGUCCUUAUACUGAGCAAGAUUCUCUAUAUUCAAUCAUUCGUGGCCAAACUUACUGUGAAACGAUAUUGCAGCAGUAGAGAAAGGCAUUUAAAAGCACUCACAAGAAAUGUACAGAAACCAUCGUGUGAAGCUUAUUCCAUCCUCUCAUGAAUCCUGGUGUAUCCAAUCUAAGUGUACUCACAAGUAAGCCACAAUGCAUUCAAAAGGACAUAUUCCUAGGUUAAGUUUGUAUAAGAACACAACAGGAAGUAUUGUAUUCUGCAACAUUGCCAGAAGGUGGCGAUGCUGAGUUGCUCUCUGUUAUGCUUGGGUACCACCUAUGGCUAGAGGAUGGUACUACAUCUUCCAGUUCAGCAGUUGCCAUGUGACACAGGUAGGCCAAUAGGGAUCUACCUGGUUGUAUAAAAAUCACUCAGAUUGGCUCUUCCUUGCUCCGAGUUUGUAUGACAACCGCUUUCAGAUUGCAAACCUACUUAGCACCUCAUUGCCUGUUCUGCCUCCAGAUCAACAGUGCACUUUCUAACUCUGUACAAUACAGUGCUCAUCACUGGCAUUAAAUAAAAUAUUAAAAGCAGUAGUUGAACAUAGUUGAAAACUCACGUCUGGUCAACUCCCUUCUUAACAUCAGUGUUUCGUAUCUGCUUUGCUUCAGUUUUGCACGGUGCCCGUUUCCAAUAUAAUGACUAAGGCUGCAAUAUUAUAAAUCAGUUUAAAGUUUAAUUGUUCUAAGAGGUGCGGACAAUUCUCACUGAAACAGCAAAAUAUAUUAGGCUAACCCUAACACAUAGGAGGUGAGAGGCUGGACUCAUAUGUUUACACACAGUAGCCGCGAAACUGGUUCUUCCACAUUUUAUGGAAGGUGGAGGCAAAAACAGAUUGCAGGGUUGGUCUGUAAACCCUGCCUCCUUAUUUUAUUACUGACGUACUCCACAAGGGUAGCAUUAUAGUGAAGCAAAACGUCUGAUGGCACCUUGGAGACUACAGUGGUACCUUGGUUCUCAAACUUAAUUCAUUCCAGAAGUCUGUUUCAAAACUAAAGCAUUCCAAAACCAAGGCGCGCUUUACCAUAGAAAGUAAUGCCAAAGUGAUUAAUCUGUUCCAGACUUUUAAAAACAACCCCUAAAACAGCAAUUUAACAUGAAUUUUACUAUCUAACGAGACCAUUGAUCCAUAAAAUGAAAGCAAUAAACAAUGUACUGCAGUCACACAAUCAAUCAAUCAGUAGCUGAACUGGGUCCCACACAGUAACAAAAACAAAACAAAAAGAGCGGCAAAAACAAAAACGCAAAAUAAAUAGCAAAAACAGACAGACCACAGCAUAACACGAAAAAUGGGACUGUGGCAUUAAAAAUGGAAGUGUAGCACUCAAAAUGGAGUACGUUUGGCUUCUGAAAAAAGUUAGUUCCGGGUUUGCAGUGUUUGGGUUCCAAGUUGUUUGAGUACCAAGGUGUUUGAGAACCAAGAUACCACUGUGCAAAUUAUUAUAGUCCAUCUUUCCUCCAAGGAGCUUAAGAACUCUGACCCUUCCCCAUUUUGCAUUCACAAUCUGCUUAAACCAAACCAAACCUUCAGUUCAUCUGCCUCAUUGGUCUUCUGCUGCAGACCAGGAGAAUGCAGUACUGGGCCACAACCUCAUCUAAGCUGGGCCACCAUGGCAGCACUACCAACAUACAGAUAUAUCAUGGAAAUGAUGGUCCUUGAGUCUGAAAAGGCUGAAGAUUAUUGAUUUAGCUUGAUAUUGUCAAGACCAGGGUUUCCCAAACUUGGGUCUCCAGCUGCUUUAGGACUGCAACUCCCAUCAUCCCUAGCUAGCAGGACCCAGUGGUCAGGGAUGAUGGGAAUUGUAGUCCCAAAACAGAUGGAGACCCAGGUUUGGGAAACCCUGGUCUACAGCAACUGGCAGUGGCUCUUUGGGGUUUCAGACAGAUGCCUUCCCCAGCCAUAUCUGCAGAUGCCAGGAAGUGGGGAGGGCGAGGCUUCUUGUUAUAUGAGAAGACUGGCAAUGAAAGAGAGAGGCAUGUUAAAUAGGGCAUAAGUGAAAACAAGAUCCAGUCGAAAGUGUAAAAGGUUCAACCGGAGUGGGCGUAACCCUCUCUCAGCUGGUAAUGAGCUGGCAAAGCAAGAUUUGUAGCGGGCAUGAACGAGGACACAUUUACUUUCCACAGUGGGCUAGCCACACCCAGUCUCUGUUGAGCCCAAAUCUGGAAGUGUCAAAUUGCACAUGAAUUCCAGCUCAACAGCUUGGAAGCGUCCCUUUGCAACAAGCAAUAUAUGCCAUUGCGUGCUAGCAAUGACUGCUCUCCACAUCAAAUGGGGAGCGCCUUUUGCGUGGUCGGGCGCAGCCCCCCGGAUCCCAGUGCGGUUCCUGGUAGUUCAGGCUGGCUUCAUCCUCCCCAGGCUGGAUACCUGGAGGUCUCCGCCUACCUCAGCCAAUCGCCCAAUCCCACCUAGGGAGGCAUUGCCAGGGGAUCGGCCAGGUAAGGGGAGGGUCUGCCCUGCCCACACAACAGAAGGUGAAUCUUACCUGCAAAGUGUCAGUUGGCUC